CCAGAAACUUCAAUUUGCCCCAAAUCCAAUCCCUUUGCUGUUCAUAGUUGGGAACUCCAUGAACUCUCGCGAGGCUACUUUAGCGGCCACGGCAACGGUGAUUGGCGCAUUGGCCUCCGCAAUCGGUUUCCGCUUCUUCUACCGUUCUCAAACGCACGCCAAAUCCUCUCUAAACGGCACCGUUUUCUCUCCCCGCGACCCUUUCGACCCCUCCAAGCGCAAUGGAUACUUAUCGUGGGAUGACUAUUUUAUGGCAAUUGCGUUUUUGUCAGCUGAGAGGUCCAAAGACCCUAAUAGGCAGGUUGGGGCUUGUUUGGUGAGUCAAGAUGGUGUAAUUCUUGGAAUUGGUUAUAAUGGAUUUCCAAGAGGUUGUUCUGAUGACAAGCUACCCUGGGCAAAGAAAUCCAGGACUGGGAAUCCUUUGGAGACAAAGUACCCUUAUGUUUGUCAUGCAGAAGUAAAUGCUAUUCUCAACACUAAUCAUGCCUCUGCUGCUGGACAACGGCUAUAUGUGACCAUGUUUCCGUGCAAUGAAUGUGCUAAGAUCAUAAUCCAGUCAGGAGUUUCUGAAGUGAUUUAUUUUGUGGAGAAGAGACUAGAAAAUUCAGAUACUGCAUAUAUUGCCUCUCACAAGCUACUUUCAUUGGCUGGUGUAAAGGUCAGGAAACAUCAACCACUGAUGAAUGAAAUUCAUCUGAAGUUUGAGGAGCACUAGAUUUUGAAGCUUGGCUUAAAUUUUCACUUUGUAAGGAAAUUCUUCACAUUAAAGUUAUGCUCAUAAUAUAUUAAAAAGUGAAAAGAAGACAGAUAGAAGGUUUUGACCAAGUCAAUAGUAACCUCACCACUGCUAUAGUGCAGGCUGAAAAGAAGUGGAACAUGAUCAUGUUCAGCAUCAGUAAAAGAGUUCUUUAUUUGUAGAAGUAGUUGUUUAGGCCUUGUGUGUAGGAUACUAUAAAUACACUUCAUGGACGAGCGAAGAUAGUUUUUCAGUAUAUUUAGUUGUUUAUGUAACCUUGUGCAAGUGAGUCCACUCCAAACGAUGAUACGAACACACUUGUUGAACGCAGAUUUAGUUUAUUUUUCAAGUAUUUUUUUAAUAUAAUUUUUUUCUCUAAA
Messenger RNA from Glycine soja, 1116 nucleotides. RefSeq names its product deoxycytidylate deaminase-like. The coding region runs from base 59 to 715 and encodes 218 amino acids. The transcript is spliced from 9 exons. The record is from RefSeq and is a predicted model, not a curated record. NCBI's taxonomy places the organism in Eukaryota, Viridiplantae, Streptophyta, Magnoliopsida, Fabales, Fabaceae. Gene Ontology annotation, molecular function: zinc ion binding; hydrolase activity.